Schistosoma guineensis is the source of this 1164-nucleotide messenger RNA. Lineage: Eukaryota; Metazoa; Platyhelminthes; Trematoda; Strigeidida; Schistosomatidae. The record is from the annotation of a GenBank genome assembly.
AUGCAAAGAUUGAGUUUGACUCAGCGCCUUCAUAUUCUAAAGGCGUUACACGGAUGCUUUAUCCUCACACUUUUAUGCACAGGAAUUGUCGGACUGGUUUUAUUCAGUACGAUUAUUAGUCAACCUAUUCGAAAUUGUCCUAUACUUCAUGCUAUAUACACUGUGUUCUGGCUUUCUCUUGGCCUUUCUAUUCUACAAAUCAUAUUAGCCAUAAUUUUCUUCAUUUGGUUUCUGUUUACAUUUCUUUGUCCUCCAAAAUCAGUGGGUAGUGUUACAAAUUCAAGUCAACCUGGAGUUCAAGCUAAUCAACUAGUUUAUUCAUCGAAUAAUCCAUUUGAUUCUUGUACAACAGCUGUUGGUGUCCACUGUGGUCAAGUUUAUGGACCUUCUUAUUUUUCACGUCCACGUUGUGCAAGUGAUGAUACACUUGAUAGAUCUUCAAGCAUAUGCGACUGUUGUCACUUCAGAAUUGGAUGGUUAUGGUUUGGUUCCAUAUUUCUUGGAAUUUUAUCAGUUGGUUUAAUAUUAAGUUUAAUAUUGGUAGGAAACUUUUUGUCUGAAAUGGAUACACUGUUUAACUCAGAGAUGGCCAGCACAUUUGUAGAGGCCCGUGUAAGCUAUUUUAGUGCCAAGAGUUCUAACAAUGCACUAAAGUGUUGGGACAUAAUACAAAAAACUUUCCAGUGUUGUGGUCAGAUCAAUUACACUGAUUGGAGUUCAUAUGGACAAAGAGAUGUACAGAGUAACGUAGAAACUGCACUACCGAUUUCAUGUUAUUUCACUGAUAAUAUUUCCGUUAAUCGACAUAUUUAUACUUCAGGUUGUUUAGAUCUUAUUACUAAAUCAUUAAAUUUACAAUUGACCACAUCUCGUGUUUAUUUAAUCGUAACAUUUAUUUUACUGGUGGUCACAUUUUUUGUCGAUUUUGGUUACACUUUAUAUGUUGCAUAUACAACUCUUGUUGAAAACUCUGUAAUGGAAUAUGACAGGAGCAAUAUGGAGGGAGUAUGGCAACAUACACCAGAAAAAAUAGCAACGAGAAAAGUUUCCUCGUCAGCCGUCAUCUCCGACCACCAUCAUGAUGAAUUAGAAUCUAUUUCCAGCAGUAAUUCAAGUUCUAUAAUGGUUCAGAAUUCUGUUUAUCAAUCACAUAGGAAUAACUGA